Molecule: messenger RNA, 1161 nt
Organism: Myotis myotis
Lineage: Eukaryota; Metazoa; Chordata; Mammalia; Chiroptera; Vespertilionidae
Product: cytochrome b-c1 complex subunit Rieske, mitochondrial
Exons: 2
Coding region: 72-896 (274 amino acids)
Biological process (GO): mitochondrial electron transport, ubiquinol to cytochrome c
Cellular component (GO): membrane
Molecular function (GO): quinol-cytochrome-c reductase activity; 2 iron, 2 sulfur cluster binding
Source: RefSeq, a predicted model, not a curated record
CCUCCCCGCGCCUGCGCGGCGGGCGGAAGGUCGUCUCAGUGACCGGCUGGGAGUUUGGAGCAGCCGUCGCCAUGUUGUCGGUCGCUGCCCGCUCGGGCCCGUUCGCGCCCGUCCUGUCGGCCUCUUCCCGCGCGGUGGCGGGCGCGCUGCGGCCCCUGGUGCAGGCCGCGCUGCCCCCGGCCGCGGAGCCGCCGGUGCUGGACGUGAAGCGGCCCUUCCUCUGCCGGGAGUCCCUGAACGGCCAGGCCGCGAGCGGGCCUCUGGUCGCCGUCGUGAGCCUUAAUGCCCCUGCCUCUGUCCGCUACUCCCACACAGACGUCAGGGUGCCCGACUUCUCCGACUACCGCCGGGCCGAGGUGCAGGACAGCACCAAGUCCUCCAAGGAGAGCAGCGAGGCCAGGAAGGGCUUCUCCUACUUGGUCACGGCGACCACGACGGUCGCCGCCGCCUACGCCGCCAAGAAUGUCGUCUCCCAGUUUGUCUCCAGCAUGAGCGCCUCGGCCGACGUGCUGGCCAUGUCCAAGAUCGAAAUCAAGCUGUCCGACAUCCCCGAGGGCAAGAACAUGGCCUUCAAGUGGAGGGGCAAGCCGCUGUUCGUGCGCCACCGCACCCAGAAGGAGGUGGAGCAGGAGGCCGCCGUGGACGUGUCCCACCUGAGGGACCCCCAGCACGACCUGGAGCGCGUGAAGAAGCCCGAGUGGGUCAUCCUGAUCGGAGUCUGCACGCACCUCGGCUGCGUGCCCAUUGCCAACGCGGGCGACUAUGGUGGCUAUUACUGCCCUUGCCACGGCUCCCACUAUGACGCCUCUGGCAGGAUCCGCAAGGGGCCUGCGCCUCUCAACCUCGAGGUCCCCUACUACGAGUUCACCAGCGACGACGUCGUGGUGGUUGGCUAGGCCCCCGCUCGAGGCUCUUUCGUCCUCGCGUCUCCUCAGAGAAGGUGCCGGAGAGCAGGUGUGUACUCGCGGGGUUGGUUUGUACGAGGAAGAUCUGCGGACGGUGCCCUUGUGAUGUUCCUGUGAAAUGAGCUGAAUCUGAUUUGAACACCUUCACGCCUUCACCUUAAUGAAGAAGCCACUGUCAGCGCUGUCGGCUGGGCUGCUUGGGGGCGGGCAGUGUCUGAUGGUUCCUUCCAUUAAAGUCACUGGCUGCUGUACAAGA